Molecule: messenger RNA, 3165 nt
Organism: Exophiala xenobiotica
Lineage: Eukaryota; Fungi; Ascomycota; Eurotiomycetes; Chaetothyriales; Herpotrichiellaceae
Exons: 1
Coding region: 256-2817 (853 amino acids)
Molecular function (GO): zinc ion binding
Source: RefSeq, a predicted model, not a curated record
GCCUCUCGUUCCCUUUCUUCUCGCAUUCCUCAUAACUUACCCAGCUUCCGCCGCUGUCAAAAGAACCUUGGGCAUCCCACAGCACUGACUCGUUUCGUCCUCGUCGUUAACCUGAUACAUUCUGCCGCCGUGGGUUCAUCCUCGCAAGCGAUCUGCAUCUCCUCGGAACCUCGCUCGACCGUUUCCCUCUCGCAUAUCUUUCUUCUGCCAGAUCCCGUUCCUCAAGAUGGUGCUUGCAGCAGCCUCAGAAUCGCCAUGAUACCUCCAACCCCCUCUGCCACCGUCCCUCCUGACAGCUCUGCGGCACAACUUCUUCGCCGCGGGAAACCAUUUGUUGAGUUUCCGAGAUUCAGCAUUCUGUCCUUGCAAGACGAGAAAGACCGUGAUGGCAACCGUAUACCUUUCUCAGAAUGGUUGACCAAACGUCUGCAGCUUGGCCUGCCCUUCGUCAUCGCCGACUUUGACAAGCUUGAUACCUGGCCGGCCUCGGAUACGCGCCAGGGUAGUCAGCCAGGAUUCAGCAUUGAAAGGCUGAUCGAGCUGAGCACGAAGAAGAACAUUCCUAUACGCAACUGCAGCACAGGACGAGACCUCUCGUUCACAUUGAAGAAAUUCGCAGACAGUGCGCGGCAGUCAUAUCCCGAGUUUCAGAAUCUGUACGCAAGGGACCUAGGUUGCCCCCAAGAAUGGCUGGAACAAUGUCGCAAGAUUCUCCCGACUGAAGUGCAAUGGGGCGGGAGACUGGAUCUUUUCCAAUGGCUACCUCAAUGCGCAAGGAGCGAAGUCAUGAUGGCCUAUGUCGGCAGUGAAGGGAGCAGCUCAGGCUUUCACCGGUGCUUCUCGAGCACAGUGGCUCUCAAUCUGCUUGUUGAAUCGGACGAUCGUCCGGUUGUCUGCAUCGGGACAGACUUCGAUUCGCAGAAGAAAUAUGACUCCUUCAUCUCCGCUCGAGGAGCUUCACCCCAUCUAGAUUGGCUGAAUGUAGGAACACAGGAGCUGCUUGAGGCUGAUUUCCCAUUAUAUGUCUACGAUCAGCGAGUGGGCGAUUUGGUCGUUUUCCCACCAGCGACCGCCCAUCAGGUCUGGAAUCCAUCGACACUUUCAGCCAAGCUUGUAUGGAACAUUCUUCAUCCUCUGUCUCUUGAAGUCGGCUUUCAGUGUGUGCAGGUGCCUUUCAAUCGCUUGUGCCAUCCGGAUGUUGCUCGAACCAAUCUAUCCCUGGCCUGCGCCAUGCUAUCCCUCCUCCAAGACAACCAAAGCGUGACGAACGCGUCGCUGCCACUCCCACCAGACCUACCUCUACUCUCCCGGUUAUUCCGGCAGAUGGUCCAUGACGAGUCACUCGAUACACAACCAGUCACUCCUAUCAGCUUAGUGCCUAUCCAAACUGGAACAAUUGCGACGUGCAAUUUUUGCAGUACCGCGAUCUGGAACCGUCACGUCCGUUGCACGGUAUGCACAGAUUUUGACCUCUGUCUGCUUUGUUACCUUAAUGGUCGCUCUUGUGAGCAUGCCCAGUCAUAUGCUUGGGCUGAGCUAGUACCUGCCGAGCAAUGUACAAGAGUGCUCAACCGAGCUCGGGAGAUCCUAGGGUUCCAGCCCGAGGAACCUCGGGUCUUGGAUCGCUGUAAGACUCUCGGAUCGGCUGUCAAUGACCUGAUACGAGCCAAAAAUUCACCAUCUACCAGGCUCUGCCAUCUUUGUCGGAUCGAUCAUCAAGAAUGGAAGGGCCGUCGCUGCGAUAAGUGUACGGCCUUUUUCUGUUACAGGGGGCUCUUCCGCCAUUUUGACCAAUAUCCGCCCGACGUCCUGCGGCACAAAGGCAUUUGGGUAUGUCCGAAGUGUGAAGAAACAUGUAAUUGUCGUUGCUGUCAUUUCGCAACGGCGUAUCUGAAGAGUGAGAAGCCAGCCAGUAAAAGGAGGGUCAAAGCGUCUGACACAAGAGGCAAAGUGAUGGGCUUUGCGGACAAUGUCUUUGACCAGCGACGGGCACGGAGGGAAAGCAAUCCCAGUGGCGCCGGAAACACCACUUUGCCCGGUGUGGCUCAGCUCACAGGCAAAAAGCGGACAAUCUCUUCUGUGGACGAUCCAGGCCCGGCGACGCCUUUGCGAAAGAUCGAGCUGCCUACUCCAGAACCCGACUUCUCGAGUCAUUCGAGACUGGCUCUUUCCAGAGAAGGCUCGGAUUUUGUGCUGGACGCCUUUGGCAGCAUCAACGGGAAUUUGCCAACUCUAUUGCCGAGCAUGAAGACUUUCCCAGAUGGGCCUGACUUUAUGGCGAGUCCCACUGACGAGAGACACUUGAGGGUGAGUAAUUCUCCUGGGAUCGCUUCGCUGGCAUCAACCACCAUCGGCAAUGGACGUGGGCCUGCCAAUUUCCAAUCUGCCCAGAACAACACUCUCCCGCCAAUGCUUGGACGCACUGCUCAAAAUGGUAUGUUUAUCCCGCAGCACAGCUCGAGCGGUGUUUUGAGUACUCCAAGCACUGUUCCAGCGACAUCUCCGACCAAGUCAGUUGCUCGAAACGAUGCGGAGACACCAACAGCCGCUCUCGACGCCUCAAUCGUGGAGUUGGAGUCACAGCUGCGGAAUCUCACCAGGUACGAUGGGGAGUUUAUUGCAUUGAAUUUGGAAGACAGUCGGAAGGUACUGGCUACCCAGGUGGCUGAACUGGAGAGCCAGAUAAAGUCAAAAAAGCGCGAAAAGAGUCUGGUCUUGAUUGAGAGGCUAAAAAGGGAAGGAUUUGGUGGGCUUGCGGCUGUGGUGGGUAAGGAGGUAGGAUUGGGCAUCGAUGGCAUGGGCAAUGGGAGUGUAUAGUGCCCCAGAGCUUCGUGUACAUGGCAUUUGGAAGGGUCGCUGUUAUCGGACGGAGCACAUAAGGUGAGACAGACGUCUUGAGCGAGCAUUCUGCAUCACACCAUUGACGUGGAGUAAUCACGACAGCACGGGCUGGAAUUUUGUGGUCUUGCCACAGUUGUCUCAUUUCUGUAUAUGCCGAGGUAUUGGUUUAUAAAUGGCUGAAUGAAGGCGUCUUCAUCUCCUGGACGAGGAUGAAGGAAUGUGACGGUUUACAUAUACCCCAAUGCUGCAUGUGAAGUUGGCAUAUCUGCAUGUAUUUAUAUCUCUGCAACAAGUAGGGAAUAGCCUGUACUAUGUACAAUGAGG